CCAAUAGCCAGAGGGCAUAUUAAUGGUUCCCACAAGGAAGACCUUGCAAAUUGCUAUAAAUCAUCUCUGAAGCUGGUGAAAGAAAACAACAUCCGAUCAGUUGCAUUUCCCUGCAUCUCAACAGGCAUUUAUGGUUUUCCAAAUGAGCCUGCUGCAGUCAUUGCCCUCAGCACCAUAAAGGAAUGGCUGGCCAAGAAUCACCAUGAGGUGGAUCGGGUCAUCUUCUGUGUCUUCUUGGAAGUUGACUUCAAAAUCUACAAAAAGAAAAUGAGCGAGUUUUUCCCUGUAGAUGACAAUAAUGAAGAAGAAGAUGUUGACAUGAAAGAAGAUUCAGAUGAGAACGGUCCCGAGGAAAAGCAAGGUGCGGAGGAAAUGGAAGGGCAGAGCCAAGAAGCAGAUGCUGUCAACACCACCACUGUGCCCAGCCCUGCAUCACAGGAAGGAGUUGAAGUCUGCAAAGAACAAGAUUCUGCAAAGGAUGAAAACAUCACAAAAGACAAUGAAAUAACAGAUCAUUCUGUGUGUGACCACGAGCAUCCCAGUGGACAAGAGAAUGAUUCAACGAAGAAUGAAAUAAAAAUUGAGACAGAAUCCCAGAGCUCGUGUAUGGAAACAGAAGAGCUUUCAUCAAACCAAGAAGAAGCCACAGUUGUGGAGCAACCAGAAGUGAUUCCACUAACAGAUGACCAAGAAGAAAAAGGUGAAAAAGCUCAAGAUGAGGACACACCAAGGGUGGCUGUGAAAAGUGAAGCCUCCGGUGACACAGACAAUGUGACAGGUCCUGAGGUUGAAAUGAGUAGUCAGGUUGACAGCGGUAAUGACCCCACAGAAUGUCAGCCAGAAGAUUAACUGACAGGGGCACAAGAGGAAGCAAAGGAACAAUGAAAUGAACCUAAAUGAGUAUGUUCAGCUCUGCAAGGCCUCUCCUGGUUCUGCAGGACUUCAGGAAGACUGGUGGCAUAC
Messenger RNA from Lepus europaeus (European hare), 963 nucleotides. Its product is annotated as ADP-ribose glycohydrolase MACROD2-like. The record is from RefSeq and is a predicted model, not a curated record. The transcript is spliced from 13 exons. The coding region runs from base 268 to 849 and encodes 193 amino acids. Lineage: Eukaryota; Metazoa; Chordata; Mammalia; Lagomorpha; Leporidae.